Paramecium tetraurelia is the source of this 2745-nucleotide messenger RNA. RefSeq lists its product as uncharacterized. Gene Ontology annotation, molecular function: carbohydrate binding; alpha-mannosidase activity. The record is from RefSeq and is a predicted model, not a curated record. Gene Ontology annotation, biological process: mannose metabolic process. The transcript is spliced from 2 exons. Lineage: Eukaryota; Ciliophora; Oligohymenophorea; Peniculida; Parameciidae.
AUGUUUAUAUUGUUUUGCUUAUUACAUUUAUAAUAAGUAGAAUCGAAAGUGAUUUAUUUUUUGCCUCAUUCUCAUGAUGAUGUUGGUUGGUUGGAUACAGUAUGGAACAUCUAUGAAUUUGGACCAGGAGUGAAAAAUAUUAUAUCAUCAUAUUCAACUGCUUUAUUAAAGGAUUCAGGAAGAAGAUUUGUGCAGGUUGAAACGAUAUAUUUUAAAAAAUGGUACGAAGAAUAAGAUAUUGAUAUUAAAUAAAAGAUUAAGCAAUUGAUCAUUAAUGGAUAAUUAGAGUUUGCAGCUGGAGGUUGGUCGAUGAAUGAUGAAGCCACAACUUAUUAUGAAGAUAUAAUCGACUCAUUCACUGGAGGUCAUACAUACUUAUAUGAACAAUUUCGAAUAAUUCCAAGAGUAGGUUGGUAAAUUGAUCCUUUUGGACAUUCAUCAACUUUUGCUUACAUUUCCUAUAUGAUGGGAAUGGAUGGAUAAUAUUUUGCUAGGAUUGAUUAGAUAGAUAAAUCAGAGAGAUUAAAGAAUAAAACCUUGGAAUUUAUAUGGAAUCCAAAACCAGGAAUUGAAUUAUUCUGCCAUAUCAAUUAUAGACAUUAUUCUAGUCCUCCAGGGUUUGAUUUUGAUCCGUUGAGAUCUUCACCUGAAAUAUAAUCAAAUCAAAUCAAUUAAAAAGCAAAUUAAUUACUAGAAUAUUUUGGAUAGUAAGCUGCUUUUUAUUAAGGUGAAACGAUAGUACAUACUUUAGGGGAUGACAAUGAAUGGUCAUCUGCAGAAAGCUAUUUCAAAAAUAUUGAAAAGGUCAUUGAUAAUAUCAAUAAGAGGAAUAGUACAGCAUAAAUUCAAUUUUCAACACCCCAUUAGUAUUUAAAAAGAUUAAAUCAAUAACAAUUAUCAUAUUCUGUUAAAUUUGAUGAUUUCUUUCCCUACUCAGAUAAUUAUCAAUCCUACUGGACUGGUUAUUAUACUUCCAGAAUUAGUUUUAAAGGGUAUGUUAGAUAACUAAGUAAGGAAUUCCAACAAAUAAAAACUUUCUUAUCCAAAUAAAUUUCAUAUAAUAACAUUAAGGAUGAGGAUGAAUUAUUGUAACUAUUAUAGAAUCAUAAUUAAAAUAUGGGUAUUGUAUAACACCAUGAUGCAAUUACUGGAACUGCAAAAUAAUUUGUUAAUGAUGAUUACAUAAAAUUAUUACAAUAAUCAUCAGCCCUUUUGGAUUAAUACAUGAGAAAACAUGUCUCAAUUUUAGCUGAAUAAGUAUUAGAUUAUAAGAAUUAUGAAUUUCACACAUGUUAUUACAAUAAAACUAUAUCUGAAUGUAAAUAAUUAGAUGUGUGGUUAAAUUCAAACAAAACAGUACUCUUAGCCUUACUGAUGAAUCAAAAUAAGAUCAUUAAAUUACCAGUUCCAAAUCUUCAUUAUACAGUCUUAGAUGAAAACAAUGUAUCUCUCAAUUGCACUUUAUUAUGUGAUAAUCAAGAUUGUGUAUUAUACUUCAUUGUUGAUGAAGACAAUAUCGAAGAAACUCAAUUUUACAAAAUAAUACCAUCAAAUGACAAGCAUCCUGCUAAUACAAAAAGAAUUGAAAUUACUCUCAAUGAUGAUAGUGAUCUAUCUACAAUCCUAAAUCCUUAAACAAUAACUACCAACUCUUUUAAAUUAAAAUAUGCUUAUUAUAAAUCUUCUUCUGAAUAUAGAUAGCCAAGUGGAGCCUAUAUUUUUAGACCUGAUGGAUAACUUAAUCCUUAUGGUAGCAUUACACACUCUUCAAUACAUUAUAAUGACAUUGUAACUGAGUUAAUUAUUAAGAGAAGCGAUGUAGUAACUAAAAUUAGAAAAUAUCAACAUUUAAAAGAUGAAUACGAAAUAGAGACGUUUCUAAAUUCAGUUGAUUUCAUCGAUAGAUCAGGUAAGGAAGUAGUAAUGUUAAUCGACACUGGAAUAUAAAACAAUGAUAUAUUUUAUACCGAUAGCAAUGGGUUGGAUUUACAAAAGAGAGUUAAGAACUUUAGAGAGACUUUUAACUUAAUCAGUACUGAACCUGUUUCACAAAACUACUAUCCAGUAACAAAUAUGAUAUUGCUAAAUUAAACUAAUGGUUAAUCUGUUGCAGUUAUUAAUGAUAGAUCUUAAGGUGGCACAAGUUUAAACCAAGGGCAAAUUGAAUUAAUGAUUUAGAGAAGAAUCGGAACUGAUGAUAGAAGGGGAGUUGGUGAAGCUUUAAAGGAAGAUAUUGAGGAUCCAAAAUGCUAACAAACUAAUUCAUGCAAAUAAAAAAAAGGAAUCUCUUAAACUUUACUUCACCAACUCAUCUUUUUUGAUAAUACCUAAGAUCCAAACUAAGCCAGAAGAAUCUAAUUAAGAGAAGAUAUGAUAGGUCUCAAAUAUUUCGCAGAAGAUUUCUCUUCUAAAUUCAAUAUCUAAAAAAAUAAAGUCAUUCCAGAAAGUUAUCUUGAUGAGAUUGUAGUUUUAGAUGAAGAUUCAAUAUCUAAAGUAAGGAUUGAACCUAAGUCACAAUACUUCAUUGUGAGAAUACAUAAUUUGUAAGAAGUAGGUGACAUCGAUUUCGAAUUCCCUAAAAGUGUCCAAUAUUAUUAAACUACCAUGAAUGGAUUGAUGACAAUUGAAGAAUGGUAAUCUUCUAAAUUAAACUGGUAUAAACUCAAUAAAACAAAAAGUUAAACUUAAGUAAACUAAUUCUAAGUUCAACCCCAAUUCAUAUCAACAUUUAUUAUCUUAAGGUGA